Molecule: messenger RNA, 3075 nt
Organism: Meriones unguiculatus (Mongolian gerbil)
Lineage: Eukaryota; Metazoa; Chordata; Mammalia; Rodentia; Muridae
Gene: Prlr
Product: prolactin receptor
Exons: 11
Coding region: 346-2208 (620 amino acids)
Biological process (GO): cytokine-mediated signaling pathway
Cellular component (GO): signaling receptor complex; membrane; external side of plasma membrane
Molecular function (GO): cytokine binding; cytokine receptor activity
Source: RefSeq, a predicted model, not a curated record
GAGCUUCUUCUCAGAGACACGCGGCUGGCGACUGGGAGCAGAAACUAAAACCCCCAGACGCUGCCUGCCUGGUCUUCUGGGCUGGGCUUUCCCCGCCUUCCUCUUCUGUCUUACUCGCUCGUCUCCUGCGAUCGGGAUUUUACCCAGGGCUCAGGAGACCGCUUCACCUGCAGUGCUAAAGCUCACGUCCUUUGCAGGAAGUGCUCACCACCUGGUAUGGCAGACUUUUCUCCCCAGCAAAACUAAAGGACGCUUAUCUGUGAAGGUGAGCACCGCAGAGGUUUUGCACAUGAGACCUGAAGGAAGCCUUUGAUACAUUGCCUGUAGCAAGAAGAGGGGGCCACCAUGAAGGAAAAUAUGCCAUCUGCACUUGCUCUCAUCCUACUUUUUCUCAACAUCAGCCUUCUGAAUGGACAAUCACCACCCGGAAAACCAGAGAUUCACAAAUGCCGUUCCCCUGAUAAGGAAACAUUCACUUGCUGGUGGAAGCCCGGAACAGAUGGAGGACUUCCUACCAAUUACUCGCUGACUUACAGCAAAGAAGGAGAGAAAACCACCUAUGAAUGUCCAGACUACAAAACCAGUGGCCCCAACUCCUGUUUCUUUAGCAAGCAGUACACUUCCAUAUGGAAAAUAUAUGUCAUCACAGUAAAUGCUACUAACCAAAUGGGAAGCAGUGCCUCGGAUCCACUUUAUGUGGAUGUGACUUACAUAGUUGAGCCAGAGCCCCCACGGAACCUGACUUUAGAAGUGAAACAGCUAAAAGACAAAAAAAUGUAUUUGUGGAUAAAAUGGUCCCCGCCCAGCAUAACUGAUGUAAAAACUGGUUGGUUUACAAUGGAGUACGAAAUUCGAUUGAAGUCUGAAGAAGCAGAUGAGUGGGAGACCCAUUUUACAGGACAGCAAACACACUUUAAGGUUUUUGACUUAUAUCCAGGACAAAAGUAUUUUGUCCAGACUCGAUGCAAGCCAGACCAUGGAUACUGGAGUAGAUGGGGCCAAGAGAAUUCCAUUGAAAUACCCAAUGACUUCACCUUGAAAGAUACAACUGUGUGGAUCAUUGUGGCCAUUCUCUCUGCUGUCAUCUGUUUGAUUAUGGUCUGGGCAGUGGCUUUGAAGGGCUAUAGCAUGAUGACCUGCAUCUUUCCACCAGUUCCUGGGCCAAAAAUAAAAGGAUUUGAUACUCAUCUACUGGAGAAGGGCAAGUCUGAAGAACUGCUGAGUGCCUUGGGGUGCCAAGACUUUCCCCCAACUUCUGACUGUGAGGACUUGCUGGUGGAGUUUUUAGAAGUGGAUGCCAAUGAGGACGAUCGGCUAAUGCCAUCCCGUUCCAAAGAAUAUCCAGGGCAAGGGGUUAAGCCCUCACACCUAGAUCCUGACAGUGACUCUGGUCAUGGAAGCUAUGACAGCCAUUCUCUUUUGUCUGAAAAGUGUGAGGAGCCCCAGGCCUACCCCCCUACUUUCCACAUCCCUGAGAUCAUUGAGAAGCCAGAGAAUCCUGAGGCAAACAUUCCUCCCACCCAGAACCCCCAAAGCAACAUACCCUAUUUUCAUGCAGAUGUAUCCAAAUCUUCAACAUGGCCUUUACUGCCUGGCCAGCACAUGCCAAGAUCCCCUUACCACAGCAUUGCUGAUGUGUGCAAGCUAGCUGGAGGUCCUGUGAAUACAAUGGCCUCUUUCCUGGACAAAGCAGGAAAAAAUGUUCUGAAGUUUUCUAAAACCCUUGAGACUGGAGAGAAGGAAGAAGUGGCAUUGAAAGAGGAGAUGAAAAGCUUCCACUCUGAGACUAAACAAAACACAUCGUGGCCACUGCUCCAGGAGAAAGCCCCCACUGUCUAUACUAAACCGCCAGAUUACGUAGAGAUUCACAAAGUCAACAAGGAUGGAGGACUAUCAUUGUUCCCCAAACAGAGAGAAAACAACCAGACAGAGAAGCCCGGGGUUCCUGAAACCAGUAAGGAGUAUGCCAAGGUGUCUGGGAUCAUGGAUAACCAUAUCCUGGUGUUAGUGCCAGAUUCAUCAGCUCAGAACACAGCUUUGUUUGGGGAAUCAGCCAAGAAGGCACCUCCAUCGCUUGAACAAAACCAAUCUGAGAAAGAUCUGGCCAGUUUUGCUGCAGCCUCGAGCAACUGCAGACUCCAACUGGACUGGCUCUCCAAGCAAACACAAAGUGGAUCCACGCCUGGCCCUUCCUGGACGAUUCCAUAAACUGGACAAUGCAGGGAAAUUUGACUGCUGAAGCUGCAGAUCCAAAUAGGAACCCUCAAAAUGGGUUCCACCAUCAUCGUGAUCAAAUGCUGAGAACAAGACAGAAUUUUCCCAGUGCCAAAAAUCUAUACAGUCUCCAGGACGCCUGCCUAGUUAGACUCCAGAUGUGCUUGGUGACGAGAUCAGUGUUAAUUGUGUUUUCUGAGCAGCUCAUGUUUGCUUUCUUUUAGGCAGCCUCUGCCUUCUGCCAUCCAGCUUCACGUGGGUAUAUCUCUGCCUCUGUGUGUGUCUCUCUCUGUCUUUCUCUCUCUCUCUCUCUCUCUCUCUCUCUCUCUGUCUCUCUCUCUCUCUCUCUCUCUCUCUCUCUCUCUCUCUCUCACACACACACACACACACACACACAAACCAGUGUUGGGUUUUUUUUUUCCACUCUACAAGGCUUUAUCUGUUCACAGUUGAAACUCAAGUGUGUUUUCUGAAGCUUUAGCUUUCUCUCUCCUUAGCCCCUGCUCCCUGCAGCCACCACAGUGCCCCACGUGGCCACGGAAGCGGUCUUUCUCUCCAUCAGUCCUGCUCUAGAAAUCUUCUGUUUUAACAUCCUCUCUGGUAGCUGCUGAAACUUCAGUGCCUUCCUGCCCUCAGCCUCUUGAAGAGUACCUGCCAACUGCUCUUCAGUCACCCUGCUCUUGCACCAGAGAUGCAGGCGACCACAGGAAGUUAUUACCAGGAAGCUGUGUGUCUCCUACCCCUUCAUAAUUUUCUAGGCUCGGGUGUGCCUUAAGUGUGCUUGUCUGUCUGCUUAAGAAAACACAUUUUUACAAUCAUCAGAAUAAUCCCACCUUUAAAUUAAAAAAUAAGUCAUAAUCA